UGGAUUUUCAAAGAAGUCGGAUGUUUUAUAAAUCGGAAGUCAACAAUCGUAAAAUUGAUAAUUGAAAAGUGGCGCGGUGCGGUUGUCGAGUGAUUUCACAUAUACGUAUAUGUAUAUAAUACAUACGUAUUAAAAGAUAUAUGCCACCUGCAAAUACUUGCAUACGUAACACAUUUUGCGCGUAGUUAAUUUUGAAACUUACAUUCACAACCCAGACACAAUGGAGUCCACCUUUGACGACUGGGAUUUUGCGGUAUUGAUUACCAUAUUGGUAAUCUCGGCUAUGAUUGGACUUUAUUAUCGUUACACUGGAGGCAAACAGAAGACAAUCAAAGAAUACCUAAUGGCCGAUCAGAGUAUGACUACACUUCCGGUCGCUGUUAGUUUAAUGGCCAGUUUCAUGUCGUCCAUCUCGUUGUUGGGUGUUUCCAGCGAGAGUUACCAGUUUGGCACUAUGUUUUGCGUAAUCAAUCUCUCCUACAUUAUUAGCACACCGAUAGCGGCAUAUUUAUUUUUACCGGUAUUCUAUCGUAUGCGCAGUAUGAGUGUUUAUGAAUACUUGGAACGACGGUUUGGCCAUUCAACACGUCUCGCCGCAUCAAUUUCAUACUCCGUACAAAUGAUUCUCUAUAUGGGCAUAGUACUUUAUGCACCAGCGUUGGCACUCGAAGCGGUGACAGGCAUUAGUAAAGCCACUGCCAUACUGGUUAUUGGCAUAAUUUGUACCUUCUACUCGACAAUUGGUGGUCUCAAAGCUGUCUUAAUAACUGAUGUAUUUCAAUCGCUUUUGAUGUUUUGCGGAAUUUACUCGGUAAUUGUGGUGGCUGCAAUUAAAGCCGGCGGUUUAUCACCAAUUUGGCAAGUUGCUGUAGAAAGAAAUCGUUUCGAAUUCGCCGACUUCUCUUUGGAUCCCACGGUACGUCACACUUGGUGGAGCCUACUAAUUGGUGGCAUGGUGACAUACCUGUCAUUGUACGGUGUCAAUCAAGUGCAGGUACAACGGCUCUUGAGUGUACGAGAUUUGGAAAGUGCCCAAGCGGCUCUGUGGUGGGUUUUACCGAUUUUGUGUAUACUUAGCUUCAGCACCUUAUUUACCGGUCUGGCGAUAUUAUACUACUACAGAAACUGUGAUCCCCUAUUAGAGGGUAGAAUACAAUCGAGAGAUCAGCUCAUGCCUUUGUUUGCAGUGGAUACUAUGGGGGAGUAUCCGGGCUUGUGUGGUCUUUUCGUAUCGGGCAUCUUCUCCGCUAGUCUAUCAACUGUUUCAUCAGCCGUCAGCUCAUUGUCAACUGUCACACUGGAGGACUAUAUUAAACCAUUGUACAAGCAUUUCAAAAAUAAACCCUUACUGGAUGCGAACUCAACACUGCCGAGUAAAAUUAUGGCAUGCAUUUACGGAUUGGUCUGCAUCGGCAUGGCGUUCACAGCCGAUUCCAUGGGCGGCGUACUACAAGCAUCACUCACUAUUUUCGGCAUAGUUGGCGGUCCACUACUCGCGCUCUUCACCCUCGGCUUGUGUACAACGCGUGCCAAUCAACGUGGUGUACUUUUGGGUCUACUUCUCGGUUUAAUAUUCUCAUUUCAAAUGGGUUUCGGUGGUCCAAAGCCACCGGAAAAGACAUUAGAUUUCAAAGAUGACGGCUGCAGUAAUAAAAAUGGCACUUUGGUGGCGGCAGCGUUAACGCAGAUGCUAAACUAUAAUACAACAGUGAUAUUGGAAUCGUCAUCGAGAAUUGAGCAGACCGCAGUUGAAUAUAAUUGGUUCUACAGAUUGUCGUAUUUGUGGCUCUCGGUAAUUGGCUUUUUAAUCACAACAAUUGUGGGUUAUGCUUCGAGCUUCUUGUUGGAAAAGUUCAAAUUGGCUGAUAAUAAGCAAAUUUAUUUGGAUAACAAACAAAUCGAUGUGGAGUUAUUUAUACCACCGCUAGCACGAAGAUUGAGGGAGCAGAAUGAGAGUAAUGCAGAAGAGUUGACUAAGUUGGAGAGCAUCUAAGUAGGAUAUUUGAGUUAUUUAAGUAAAAAUAAAAAGUAAGAAAUUUUAGAGGCAAGUAUUUACAUAUAUGUACUUAGUUAUGAGAAG
Messenger RNA from Ceratitis capitata (Mediterranean fruit fly), 2080 nucleotides. Its product is annotated as putative sodium-dependent multivitamin transporter. Gene Ontology annotation, cellular component: membrane. Gene Ontology annotation, biological process: transmembrane transport; sodium ion transport. Gene Ontology annotation, molecular function: symporter activity. The record is from RefSeq and is a predicted model, not a curated record. Lineage: Eukaryota; Metazoa; Arthropoda; Insecta; Diptera; Tephritidae. The transcript has 3 exons. The coding region runs from base 221 to 1993 and encodes 590 amino acids.